Molecule: messenger RNA, 1936 nt
Organism: Morone saxatilis (striped sea-bass)
Lineage: Eukaryota; Metazoa; Chordata; Actinopteri; Moronidae
Product: thrombospondin-3a-like
Biological process (GO): cell adhesion
Cellular component (GO): extracellular region
Molecular function (GO): heparin binding; calcium ion binding
Source: RefSeq, a predicted model, not a curated record
UGUGAGCUACAGCCGUGUUUCUCUCCUGAAGCCUGUGUGAACACUGUGGGGGGGUUCAGCUGUCAGCCCUGCCCUCCGGGCCUCUGGGGGGCACCGCUGGCUGGAACCGGACUGGACUACGCCAAGACGCACAGACAGGACUGUGUAGAUAUUGAUGAAUGUUUGGAUCUCCCCGACGCCUGUGUAUCAAACUCUGUGUGCAUCAACACUGUGGGUUCAUAUAAGUGCGGCGGCUGUAAACCCGGUUUCCUCGGCAACCAGACCUCAGGUUGCUACCCCAGGAAGUCGUGUGCCGCGUUGACCUUUAACCCCUGUGACACCAACGCGCACUGCACCAUGGAGAGGAACGGAGAGGUCGCCUGCAGGUGUAACGUGGGUUGGGCUGGUAAUGGUAACACAUGUGGAACGGACACGGACAUCGACGGGUAUCCCGACCGCUCUCUGCCCUGCAUGGACAACGACAAACACUGCAAACAGGACAAUUGCAUGCUUACACCAAACUCUGGUCAGGAGGACGCCGACAACGACGGGAUCGGAGAUCAGUGCGACGAGGACGCAGACGGAGACGGCAUCAAAAACGUGGAGGAUAACUGCCGUUUGGUCCCAAACAAAGACCAGCAGAACUCGGACAGCGACUCGUUCGGAGACGCCUGUGACAACUGUCCCAACGUCCCCAACAGCGACCAGAAAGACACCGACAGCAACGGACAGGGAGACGCCUGCGACCAGGACAUCGACGGGGACGGGAUUCCCAACGUUCUGGAUAACUGUCCGAAGGUCCCGAACCCGAUGCAGACCGACAGAGACAGAGACGGAGUGGGAGACGCCUGUGACAGCUGUCCUGAACUCAGCAACCCCAUGCAGACGGACGUAGACAACGAUCUGGUGGGAGACGUUUGUGAUACCAACCAGGACAUGGACGGAGACGGUCACCAGGACAGCAGAGACAACUGUCCGGACAUCCCCAACAGCUCGCAGCUGGACUCCGAUAACGACGGCCUUGGUGACGACUGCGACCACGACGACGACAACGAUGGCGUCCUCGACGACUAUGACAACUGCCGACUCAUCGUCAACCCUAAUCAGAAAGACUCAGAUGUGAACGGCGUUGGAGACGUCUGUGAGAACGACUUUGAUAAUGACGCGGUGAUGGAUUUGAUCGACGUGUGUCCGGAGAGCGCUGAGGUCACUCUGACAGACUUCAGAGCCUAUCAGACCGUGAUCCUGGACCCAGAGGGCGACGCCCAGAUCGACCCCAACUGGGUGGUUCUCAACCAGGGUGAAGCUGUUUGAGGGGACAGACAUGGUGGCGGACUCCGGUGUUGUGAUCGACACCACGAUGAGAGGAGGCAGGCUUGGUGUCUUCUGUUUUUCUCAGGAAAACAUCAUCUGGUCCAACCUGCGCUACAGAUGCAAUGACACAGUCCCCGAAGACUUCCAGUCUCAUCGUAAACAGGUUCUGAUGCACAUUCAGGUCUGAGAGGAAGACGAACUUUAACUGUAGUCUGAGUGUGUGUGCAUUUGGAAUGAGUGUGUGUUGAAUGAAAGGUGGAGUUCAGGUGUCAGAGCAACAGUCUGGAGAAACACUGACCAAAAAGCUCCUGAACGCACCUUUAAAAAUCUCACUCCAGGCUGCAGGCGUUCUGUCGUGUUUCUCCAGACAAACAUGAGCUCUUCAGUUAAUGUUCAUGUUUAUCAGUGACGUUUAAAAAGACAAAUUCACGGAAGAGUUCGUUUCCAAAAUACUGUACGUCCAUUAAAGGAGCUGAAAGAGGAUCCGGUCUGAUGUUUCAUUGUGGAAUAAAACUCAGAUAACAGGCCGACUGCUGAAAAGCGAUAAGCUAAUGGUACAGACAGAUCAAAAGUUCUUUUACAUGUUCCUGUGUAUUUUCAAAUGUACAUAUCUUUCUCCCAAUAAAGGCCCAUUUUCCUAAAA